Molecule: messenger RNA, 4209 nt
Organism: Stylonychia lemnae
Lineage: Eukaryota; Ciliophora; Spirotrichea; Sporadotrichida; Oxytrichidae
Source: the annotation of a GenBank genome assembly
AUGGGAGCAAUUUUAUCGAAAAUUAGAGGCAAGGUCGGCCAGGCUAACGCCUCAGAAAAGAAAAAGGGUAUUAACUUAGAUGAGCACCCUAUUUUAAAGACCCUAACUUCGCAAAGAAAAGUUGAGGCCAUGUUGAGAGAGAGUGAUUUGAAAUCUCAGCUAAUGAAGGGAGUAUUCUCAAAGGAUAUCCAAAAGGUCCUCGGAGAACUUGACUAGAUCAAGUCUGAGGGCGACUAGAAAAAAUAUGAACAUGACUUAACCCUAGCAUUCUGGUUUUCAAUUCACAUUGAAAAUCUCGAAAUGUCAAAAUAACUCAUAGAUAGAGAGUUUCUGCUCAAGCAGUUAGUUGCCUGCGCUCUGAUUCAAAAAUAAGUGCUUGAAAACGAAGAAUCAGAAGAGGAGAGCGAGGGUAACAACUGGAAUGAUGAUGGCCCUCAAGACGAUAAUCAGUCUGGGGAGUAAGAAAGUUAAAACCUCACUGAGGAAGAAAAAGAAAAAGACGAUUAGAAUCAUUUGCAGCUUGAAGGAGGAGAAUCAGAUGAUGAAAUGAUGGACGAAGACAAGAAAGAAGAUGACGAGCCUACUCUUACUCUCAAACCACCAGCAUAUGGUCACUCCGAACUUGCAGCAGCUUUGAAAAAAGCACAGCAAAUGAAAGAAGAGCAAAGAAAGCUAGAAGAGGAGAAGCAAAGUGCGGAGACUCUGGCUGCUAUCGGUAUCGAUGAGGAAACAAUUAACCGCACCUAGCUAAAGGACUAGGCUGAGCUCUUAAGAGUAAAGACCAGCUUUAGAGCUAAAUUCCACAAUCUAAUGACCAACGUGCUUAAAAUCUCACUUCAAAAGGAAGAGGAGAAGCUGGCAUGUAUCAUCAUAGCUUAUUAUGAAGUCGUUCUCGAAGAGGAGAUGAUAAUCAGAGCCAUUACCUAGAACAACUAUGAAUUCCUUCAGUUCACUUGGGCCUUCGAUAAGAACUAUAUUGGCAUUAGAAAUAAAAAUGAUGCAAUGUUUAUUCAUUACGAACAGCUAUUUGAUCUCAUCAAGAAGAACAGAUUUGUAGAGAAGGAUCUAGGCCCUAGAGCAGAAUAAGUAGCUCUAUACAGAGAUGACUUUAGAAAAGUGCUUGAGUGGAAAAUCAUCUCUCUUGAUAACAUUCUAAAAGCUCUGCUUAUUCACCAUGAAGAUGAGUUGGCAGUUGAAUAUAUGGGAUACUAUUCUCAUUUCUUAGACAAAGAACUCUUCAUCCAUUGCAUGAGAAAUGGUAAUACUGAGUUUUUACAGCAAGCGCUGCUAUUAGCUGCUUUUGAUAAGAUGAUCUUCAGAGAAGAUUCAGUCAUCACAGAAAUUCUUGAAAUUCUAAGUUAGGGUCAUAGAACCAAUUUCCUCAUGAAUGUUCUGACACUAGUUGAUAUCUCAGUCUGGAAGAACAAGCACUUGAAGGAGCUUGUAGAAAUCAUCAGUGACUACGUCGAGGAAAACUACGAUAAAAACAGGCUGCUGCUUUCACCUAAUCCACUGUAAAGUAUCACCCUAGCUGCUGAACUUUUGAAAAAGGUUGCCAAUUCAAGAAGGAAGUUCGAAAACGAGUGUAAUAAGAUUCAAAAUCAAUUGCUAGAACUCGGAAAAAUGUAUUCAUCUAAGAUUGAGGAUGAGAAAUAUUAUGAGAGCUUGAUUAUGGGAGUCGACUUCAGAGGUAGAACUGUACUAAAGACUAUCACUCAAAACACAUUUGAACCACUCAUGGAUGAAGAGGAUCCAAAGGCCGAAAACUUGAUGGUUAUGAUCUGGCAUGGUAAUGAUGCUACUAAGUGCGAUGGUAACAUUUUUGGUUACUCAAAUCUUAGUCAUAUUAUCAUGACUAGAGCUAAGAAGUAAUCUGGCAAGAACUAGACUCUAAUGAGCAUGAUAACUAACAGCUACAAUGCCAACUUCAAAGUUGACUACAGUUUCUAGUAUACUUAUAGGUCUCAGGCUAUCAGCUUCUACUUCUAUAAAGAAUUUUUCUGUGCUCUUGCAAUGCUUGUUAUCUUCUAAUACAUCAAUUAUCAAUAUCUCAUUCUCUUUUCCAACAACUACAUUAACAGUGAUGAUACAGCUGACUCUGCUACACCAACAACAGAAACAAGUAUCAAUAGGAUUAUCAGAAGUGUCAGAGAGUAUGUGGACUGGAACUUCUUCGCCCUGUUCUUUUCCUGCGCCCUUAUAUUCCAAAUGAUCCUUAAAAUUUUAUUUAACAUUUGCGCUAGGCAAAGGAUUGGAGUUGAUAAGUGGACAAUUAUGGAUAGUUUAAGUGCUAUUCUUAACAUUGCUGCUGUCCAAGUCAUUCAGAGAGUACCUCCUGAGACCUAUCUCAAGCCAAAGAUGAAAGAUCUCAUUGACUACUUUAUGAUUCUUGUGCUCUGCGUCUGCUGGCUCAGAUUUUUCGUGUACUUCUUGGUCGUGAGGUCUAUUUCAAAGCUUUUGCUCACACUUUUGGCUAUGAUUGGCGAUACAUUGAGUUUCAUGUUCAUCGUGUGCUGCUUUAUCCUUAUUAUGGCUUCAGUUUUCACUACAUUGUAUCAAGACACCAAUCCUGAAAAGUAUGGAGGUCUCGCUUUGACUGUAAGAACUCUAUUCGAUGCAGCUAUCGGUCAAUAUGACUACGAAAAUAUGGAGGGAAGAGAGCUAUCUCACUCUAUAUUAUUGAUCGGCCACGUAUUUUUCUCUAACAUUUUGCUGAUGAAUUACCUGAUCGCUAUUUUGUCAACAACUUAUGAAAACAUGAAGCAAUCAGGUAUCUUCAGAUACAAAGUCAACCUUUACAAGUAUUGCGAGAGAUUUAUGAUAGCAUUCGCUGAUAGAGACUAUGGUGAGAUCGUCCUACAUCCCCCUCCAGUUAGUUACCUCAGUGCUAUGAUGAUUCCAUUCCUGGUUAGCAGAAAGGCGAUGAUGUAUAUCAGUAAAGGGUUUUCAUAUAUGAUGUACUGGCUUGAAAAUAUCUUCUUUGUAAUGGCAUUUGCUGGGUUUGAAUUAGCAAUCCUGCCAAUCGCAUACAUCAAGGUGUGGAUAAACAUCAUCAAGAAUUCAAUGGGUGUUCUGAAUACUAUUGUUAACUGCUUGGUGUGGCUUCUCAUUGGAAUAUUCAUGAUGAUAUUCCUACUGUUCAGAGAUGUGCUUAAUCUCUUAAUAAUCCUUUCAUAUCAUAACGGAUGUAAGAAGGCCUCUGCUCAAGCUGUUGAAGAUCUAAACAUUGAGGACAAUAAGAUCAAAGUAUACAAUGAAACCAGAGCAACAGUCAUCUCAUUGUAUUAAAGACUUCAAAAGCACAUGAGACAAGAGUAGAUUGAUGAUAAUGACGAAGACAUGGACUUUGAUGAUGACAUUUUCCCAAUCAAGGAUGAUGAGAACAUGAAUGAAGACUUCCUCUACGUUGUCAAGAAAUCCCUCAUUAUAGAUGAGUGGAAAAAGAGAAGAACAAACAGUGUCAAGCAAAAGAAAAUUCAAGAGAAGUUAGCUGGAAACAAGUCAAGUGCGCUUGGUAACCUCAUGGCUGUGAGUUUCAGAAAGCAACUCUAAAGGUAAGCAUCAGGCUUGAAUGUUAAGAACAGCAAACAAGGUGCUCUUCCAAAUGAAAAGGACUCUCUUUGGGGAGGACUUAGAGGCUCGCAAAAUAUGAAGGCGAAUCAGUAGAACAGACCAAAGGAUCUUACCAAUCAUCUCAGAGUUGUCUUCUUGGACAGACUUAAGAAUAGUGCAGUCAACUAGAACGAUGGAGAUGAUGUCGAUAUGAGUGAUUUCGCAAUAGAAGAAUCCGAAAUUUAACUCGUAGAUGAAUUCCUAACUAAGUUCACUAUUGUCUCUGAAAGCUCUAUGAAUGAACAUCUUGAUAUCAUGCUCAUGCUUAAAGCUCUGCCUAACAAAGUCAUGAGAAACUCACUCAAGCAAACUGAUCUCUUUAACUUUAGAAUUUUCCAGGAAUCUCUUAUCGCCUAUCAAAAUCUUGAUAUUGUUAAUGCUUUCGAGUACUUCGAUGAUAAAAACAGAGAAAGAGUGCAAAACGUCAAGGACAAACUGAUGAACCAAAGAACUAACCUAAACGAUGUUAAAGAUAUUCUUGAUCUAGUCAAGAUUAAGAUAGAGAGAAACGAGUAGUACUUCCAACAGCAAAAAGGCAUGACCAGUCCCGCAAAUGGAGAGAGUGCACCUAAGAUAACGUCGGGAAACCUCAAAUGA